AGUUCCAGAGGAAGUUUGUACACUCCAGACACAAGCUGGGCUCUCCGUUUACAAACAAGCACAAGUAUCCAGAAGAAGGACUGCUACUGGAGGCGAUGUGACCACUUUAUGACUCCUCUCUUGGGGGAUUCUACAAGCAAAAGAUGCGCCUUUUCCUCCCUCUGCUGUGUGCCCUUUGCAUCACGCCGGUAGGCAGCUUUUACCACGGGACCUGUCCGAAAAAAGAACCUCCCCCUGGUGUGUUGGUUCUGUCCCCGGGCAGUAGCUUGGUUCUGUCCUGUGAUGGUGACGUGAAGGUGGACGGAGCAAAGGUCAAGGUGUCCAAACAGGGCUCAAACAACAACGCAGGAGAACACUCCUCCAGUGAGACACAGACCACUGCAUACAAGCCACACCGCAAUGAAGCUUUAAUAAAAGCUGAUACAAAUGCACUGAAGGGUAAGCAUGAGGAGCAAGGAGUCCAGGCUGGAAGAGAAGGAAGAUCAUCUCCUGUGUACCAAGUCUUCCAGCCUACCAGUACACCUCCAAAGGCUGAAGACAUGGACACCAGCAAGGUGACAAGGGGAUUGAAAGGGAAGUGGAAAGUGAAUGGGAAGACGGUAGGGAGAGGACACUGGGAUUGGGGAGGGUUCACAGUGGGGAGCGGAGGGGCACAACUCUCUGUGUCCUCAACGCGACCAAAGGAUUCCGGGAAUUACUCUUGUCACCACCGAGGCCGAGAGAGGUUCUCCGUAAAGGUCAUCGUGGCAGAUGCUCCAGAGAGUCCCAGCCUGUCCUGCAGCAAAAAGUCACCCAGCAGUAAGAUUCGCUGUGAGUGGACGCCUGCCAAGCCAUUGACUUUACGACCUAACUGCUACCUGUGGCUCAGUAAACGGCCCAGCGACACAUUCCAUCGUUUUCACUGUUCCUUCUCCUCCCGUUGGUCCCGCUGCUGGUGCGCUCUUGACCACGACGAGGAUGAGCUCAGAACUUUUCACAUGGCCUACUUGUGCGUGACAAGCAUGGCGGGCAACGCCACCAGCCCCAUCUUGCCCUUUUACCCUCUGGAUAUUUUGAGGCCUGACCCUCCAGCGGCGGUGUCGGUGCGACAGGAAAUAGGGCAUGAGACCAGGAUAACGGUGAACUGGACUUACCCGGCCUCCUGGAAGUCUCAAGACAGUUAUUAUGAGCUCAUCUACGAACUCAAAUACCAUCCGGUCAACUCUUCCCAUGAGCAGGUGAAGUUAAUCAGGGGCCGUCGCUCCUCCACCAUCACUGAUGCACUGUCAGGUGUGGAGUACAUGAUCCAGCUCAGAACCCAGGAUGAAUUUGAUGGUCUGUGGAGCAGCUGGAGUGCACCGGUCUAUGGCAGCAGCUGGACUGUAAGGACCCAAGAGCCUGUGGCCCUGUACGAUGACGAUUUGUUCCCUGAGUACGAAAGUUCCGGAACAGAAGACGAGCCAUCAGAAGCGCUUCCUGAAUUAAGCGUCAGUCCGGCGGCCGUGUCGCAUCACAUCCUGUGGAUCUCAUGUCCACUGGCCCUCCUCGCCGUUGUUUUCGUCGCGUGCGUGUUCAGAGACAAGGAAAAAGUCUUGUCCAAACUGCACAGUCUGAGUGUCCCCGGUCGCCGCAGAAGCCCCGCCCAGCCUGCGUCGCCUGCCACGAUCGGAGCGGAAGGUCGAGCCCUGGUGACUUUUAGCCCCCCGAGUUCCAAAGAAGAAGAGGAGGCGGGGGGGAAUGAGGACGAGCGGUCAGAGAUGGCGAGACGGGAAGCCGUUCAUUUUAACAACACGCAUUACUUCUUGAUCCAGAGCCAUUGACCCUCACGUGACAAUGGACUCUAACUGCUGAAUAAACACCAGGGAAAGCUUUUCUACCUUUUAUGAAGGAAACAUUCAGCCUUUAAGCUACUUUAUUUCACUGAUGGACCAUUCUAUUGUACAGAGAACCACGUGUUACAGUGUGGUUGAUGAUGUGGAUGAUAUGUUUGAUCAACUCUAUUAAAUAUCACAGACUCGUGAAUGUUAAGUAAUGUUUGUUUUAUUGUCUGCAAUUUUGACACGUUUGUACUUGGUGGUCACUCAUUGUAGCAGUUUGUGCACUGCAUCACUGACGGGCGUCACUGAUAUUUUUAUACAUUUUAAUCAGCUAACCAAAAAUAACA
Molecule: messenger RNA, 2143 nt
Organism: Dunckerocampus dactyliophorus (ringed pipefish)
Lineage: Eukaryota; Metazoa; Chordata; Actinopteri; Syngnathiformes; Syngnathidae
Gene: il6r
Product: interleukin 6 receptor
Exons: 10
Coding region: 144-1799 (551 amino acids)
Biological process (GO): cytokine-mediated signaling pathway
Cellular component (GO): external side of plasma membrane
Molecular function (GO): cytokine receptor activity; protein binding
Source: RefSeq, a predicted model, not a curated record